Molecule: messenger RNA, 2259 nt
Organism: Durusdinium trenchii
Lineage: Eukaryota; Dinophyceae; Suessiales; Symbiodiniaceae
Source: the annotation of a GenBank genome assembly
AUAAAAUCCGUUUGAAUCCGUUUCCGUGUUUCUGCAUCCGUGCCAUGCCGCGGCCGGACAGCGCGUUGGGUCACGGCCGAGCACCUCGCCUGGGCUCGAAAGGUUCAGUGUCAGAGGCGAGCGAGCCACGUGGGUCGAAGGUGGAGGAUGUUUCCGAGAUUGCACGUCGCUUUGAGCAUCACUUGAAUGGGUUGGCAGCGACGUUUUAUCAGUUGCAGACCCACAAGCACGAGCAUGCUGAGUUACUUCCUCUUGGAACUACAUUUUGCAUGCGACCUUCCAAGGCCUUGGAUGUUGCAAAGCAGCACGCGAUUCGAAGACUUUCAGAGAACAGUCCGCACGUGAACCAUGCCAUGUUCCAGGACUUGAUUGUUGACUCCGAUGAGUGGCAAAAUGGUGAAUUGGCCCUGGUGAACGCUCAAGGCAGUUCAGAGAAGGCUCGAGAGAUACUGAAGAGGCAGUACAAGGCGCAGUUCAUACGCCUGGAUAAAGCUGGAAAUGGACACCUCGAGGAAGAGGAUCUGAUGGCAGUGAUGCAGACCUUCAACCGUGGUUGGGAACUCGAAGACAUCCAUGCACUCCUGCGCGAAGUCAAUAGGCAUGUGGGGAAGGCAGACAAGAUCACAUCUCCUGGUCACUUGACGCAUGCUGGAAGUGCGAGAAACUUGGGCAGACAUCACGAGUCAAUCGACUUGGAUGGAUUCAUCGCCCUUGUGUCAGAUGACCAGCUUUCCGAGGGCUCCCUUUUGUGCCUAGGGCCAGCAGCUAGAGGGUUGACUCACGUUGCUGACGUUGACAUGUUCAUUCACUCAAAAAUCCGAUCGCCCAGGAAGAGCGGUAUCAAGCGGGACUGCAAGAUCCUCAGGGAAGCUUUGAAGAUGGAGAACAACUACAACUUGUACAAGGACGAUGGUCAUUGGAACCAGGGUGGGAAUGCAAUCAAAGGCCCGACCGGCCGGAUGGCCUUGCUGGCUGAUGUGGUACCCGGCAUUGUCAUUGUGAUGAAUGCUUUGGUUCUUGGACUUAGCAGCGAUAUUGCAGAGGAUCAUUUGGUCUGGAAGGCUUUUAACAUCUUCUUCCUGGCCUUUUACACUCUGGAGUUUAUCGUGAAGGUCUACUUGUUUGGUUGGCGCUGGUUCUUCUUGGGUGAUGAGUGGGCCUGGAACUAUUUUGACGUGUUCUGCCUAGCGCUGUCUUGGGUAGAGGAAGUGAUCACGUGGAUAUUGACAGCAGUUAACAACGGCCAGUCAGUGGAUCUGAACACUAUGGUGUUCAUCCGCAUGCUACGGCUGACCCGCUUGGUCCGGCUGGUGCGGACACUGCGUUUCGAGAUUUUCUACGAGUUGAAGAUGAUGGUCCUAGGAGUGGUGAGUGGCAUGAGGGUCUUGAUUUGGGCAAUGGUUUUGCUGCUGGUCAUUAUAUAUACAACUGGGGUGGCUGCAAAAAAUGUUUUUGGUCAAGAAGAGCCAGAAUUUGAGACAGUGCCUGCCGCGAUGUUCACCCUUUUCCGUUGCUUCACAGAUGGCUGCGAGUCCUAUGACGGCAAGCCCCUUAUGGAGCGCAUGCGGCCAAAGUACGGCGUUUUACUGGUUGUAAGCUACGUGUGUAUGUUCAUGCUGGUAUGUUUGGGGGUGUUCAAUUUGAUCAUGGCGAUAUUCUUGGAGAAUGUUGUAGCAAACCAGCUCCAACGAAAGCUCAUGGGCAUCGACAACACCGCCAACAAGAUGGAGGUCGACAUCAAGGACUCGCUUUUGCGGCUGGUACUAAGAAGCAAAACCAAUGGCGUCCCAGAGGAAGUGGAGGAGGACUUGAGGGCCAUCAGCCAGACGUUCCAUCGACGGGAUGCGCGGGUGCGCGCCAUGUUCGAGACCCUCUCCAGCUCGCAGGUGGUCAUCACCAAGCCAGCCUUCCUUUCAUGGCUUCAAGACAAAGAGUUUAUCUCCGUCCUCAAAGAGGCAGACAUCGAGACAGCCAAUCAAGCUGGCAUUUUCGAAUGCUUGGAUGCCGACAUGAGUGGGUGGCUUACCAUGGAUGAGAUCUACAACGGUCUGAUGAGGCUCCGUGGCCCUGUGGCAAAGUCCGAGAUUGUGGGCUUCUGCCUACGACUGAGACAUGUUGCACAGAUUGUGCACAGCAUGUCUGACUAAGCCUAUUGCUCGAGGCGAUUUGGCCCGAGCAGAGCAAAACUCCAAAAGUGGAGAUGAUCCCAAAGUGGAGAUUUUGCCAAAGGUUUUCUGAAUAUUGGAAAUGAGUCCUGCA